UUGUAAACCUGGAUGAAACUAAUCCAAUCUAGUCCCGACGACGUUCCCUUGCUAUUUAAAAAGGACUCUUUUAAAGAGAGUUAGCAUAGCUAGCUUAACCCGGUUAAGUGGAGGACGCCAUUUUGAAACGCUACUCGAUUUAACUUCGUCGAUGGAUCUUUAUGAGGACGGGAGGCUUCAAAGUGGACACACACACAUACACGCCGGUGAUACGGAGCGGGACGUGGUUCACCGGUCGGGCAGCGACCAACCCGUGACCGGGGACCUCCGGACACUGCGCAACCUAACGGCCUUGGAGAAGAGCGGCCAGGUGGCGCCAUGCUUUGAAAGAGUCCAGACCGACAUCGAGCCGCACAUGCGGAAGAUACUGGCCGUGUGGAUGUUUCAGGUGUGUGAGGAGCAGAAAUGUGAGGAGGAGGUGUUUCCGCUGGCAGCGCACUACCUGGACUGUUACCUGAGCGGUUUCGCUGUUGAAAAGUCCAACCUGCAGCUUUUAGGAGCUGUUUGCAUGUUCCUGGCCUCCAAAAUGAGAGAGACUGUCCAUCUGACUGCCAGCAAGCUUUGCAUCUACACAGACUACUCUGUUUCAAUCUCGGACAUCCUGCAGUGGGAGGUGGCCGUGGUCUCCAGGCUAGACUGGUGUCUGGCGUCUGUGGUGCCCUCUGACUUCCUGGAGCCAGUGCUUCACGCGCUGCCCUUGGUUCGGCCCCAACACCUUCCGAGCAUGCGCAGACAUGUUCACUCCUAUAUUGCUCUGGCAGCCACUGACUGCAGGUUUUCGGUGUUCUUGCCCUCCACCAUUGCAUGUGCCAGCGUGAGCAUUGCCAUGCAGAGGCUAAAGUUAGUGGACGCUGCCGUCUCCUCUGAUUCGGUGAUGACGUUUUUGGCCAACCUAUUGGUCAUUGAUCUGAGCUCCGUCCUCCUCUGCUCUGACACGUUAGGGAAUGUGUUGGAGCUCAGCCUGCCCUCUUGUUUCCAGGCCAGUGUUUGCAGAUCAGGAGCUCACAGGUCAGAGAUCAGCUGCACCCCUGCUGACUUUCAGGAUGUUGGAUUGACACCAGUGACAUCUAAAAACACUCCCUCACAUUAAUGGCUACAUUGUAAAUUGGCAGCCAUUAAACAGAACAAUGCCAUCACUCUGUAAUCUCAAUUGUUCUUGGCAAGUUGAUUCUCUGCAACAUGUCGAGCCAUUACAGUUUGAGUUUUGUUUCAAACAUCCAUCCUGUUGCCGUUUGUUUAAAGUGUUAUACUUGGCAGCUUUAAAAUAUAACACAUUAACUUAUCGUUGAAUUUAACUUAAUCCUAUUUGCAAUUUUGCACAUUUGAAAUGUUAUGUAUUCUAUUCAUAUGUAUUGGCACUUAUCUGGAUUCAUUAAAUAAUUUAACAGCUUUAUAUCUGAA
Molecule: messenger RNA, 1401 nt
Organism: Pseudoliparis swirei
Lineage: Eukaryota; Metazoa; Chordata; Actinopteri; Perciformes; Liparidae
Gene: ccnd3
Product: cyclin D3
Exons: 5
Coding region: 152-1090 (312 amino acids)
Biological process (GO): mitotic cell cycle phase transition; positive regulation of G1/S transition of mitotic cell cycle; regulation of cyclin-dependent protein serine/threonine kinase activity
Cellular component (GO): nucleus; cytoplasm; cyclin-dependent protein kinase holoenzyme complex
Molecular function (GO): cyclin-dependent protein serine/threonine kinase regulator activity
Source: RefSeq, a predicted model, not a curated record